Messenger RNA from Symbiodinium natans, 936 nucleotides. The record is from the annotation of a GenBank genome assembly. NCBI's taxonomy places the organism in Eukaryota, Dinophyceae, Suessiales, Symbiodiniaceae.
AUGGCUUCGAGGUCGACUUUGACUUGCCUGCUUCUGCGCGCCUUCCUUCUCUCCAGGGCGCAGCGCUGCGAUGAAGGAGACGCCGCCUGCGCUGCCCGUUCGUCGGCUUUGCUCCAGCACAGCGCCCGUCAGAUGCCUUCAGGAGAGAGUACCUAUGGUGGAGGAGAGAGUCUCUACGGAGGCUCUUCGCUCCCGCCUAUCUGCAAGGAUUCCGCGGACUUCAUGCCAGAGAAGGAGAUGUGGGCCUAUUGCGACAUGUAUUCGGCCGGCGUCGUGGUACCACCGGCUGACGUCUGCAAUGCGCAGACUGGAUGCUAUGGUGACCAGGGCUGGUGCCACUGCGAGAAGAAGGAAGGCUGCGUGGCCGUGGGUGGCACAUGGAUCGCGCAGACUUGCGCAAUGGAGAUGGACACCUUCAGUCCGGAGCAAAUCGAUGCGCUGCGCUUGGCGGACGUGAACGGGACUUGCGUUGACAUCUAUGCCCAGGGCAUGGCAGUCGCGGAUUUCGCAGGCUGGACGGCGCAGUCCUGCUGCCAGUCCUUCCCAGCCUCCGUCUGCAACAAGACGCUCCUGCCCCAAACGCCGUGCUUGCACGAUGAGGACUUCGAGCACAACAAGACCCAAUGGGCCUGGUGCAAUCUCUACCCCACGCCAACCGAGCAUGACUGCAAAGCGCAGGGCUGUGAAGGCAGCGAGUGGCACUGCCACUGCGAAGAAGAAGAGAGCUGCGUCGCCCUAGGCGGCCAGUGGUCGGAGUACCAGUGCUGGCAGGACUUGAAGUGGAUGGCAGCCACGGUGCACGAGGGCAUCGCGAAGGCCAAGCACCAGCACAGCUGCGAUGAUAUCGAAGUCUAUCACAGCAAGCUGGAAUACCAGGUGGAGUGGUUGGGCAAAUCAUGCUGUUCCUCUGGCAUGUCCGUUUGCGAGGAGCUGUGA